Brassica oleracea var. oleracea is the source of this 705-nucleotide messenger RNA. RefSeq lists its product as uncharacterized. NCBI's taxonomy places the organism in Eukaryota, Viridiplantae, Streptophyta, Magnoliopsida, Brassicales, Brassicaceae. The record is from RefSeq and is a predicted model, not a curated record. The transcript is spliced from 2 exons. Bases 1 to 705 code for a protein of 234 amino acids.
AUGGCUGCUCAAAAUCCUGUUGAACGUGCUUUUAGGAUAACAAACAUCAAACAUCACAUCCCGGUUACUCUUGAUUACCAAGAUCACAACUAUGAUGCUUGGAGAGAAUUGCUUCUCACUCACUGCUUAGCUUUCGACGUCCUCGGACAUGUCGACGGCACUUCUGUUCCUGCAAACGACAACGACACACCGUGGCAAAAACGAGGCACUGCUAGGGACAUUUGGCUACGCAUCGAGAAUCAGUUCCGAAACAACAAAGAGGCACGGGCUCUUCAGCUCGAUCACGACCUAAGAACAACAAAGAUUGGCGAUCGCUCUAUUCAGGACUACUGUCAGACCCUCAAAUCAACCUCGGAUCUUCUAGCUAACCUCGACGCCCCGGUGAACGAUCGCACACUUGUUCUGUAUCUUCUCAACGGCCUCAACAAGAAGUACGAUAACAUCAUCAAUGUGAUCAAGCACAAGGAUCCAUUCCCUACUUUUGACGAUGCUAAGUCAAUGCUUCUCAAUGAAGAAAACAGACUCAAGCGCAACCAGAAAACACCGUCAAACAAUGACACUCCAUCCUCAUCAACUGCGCUCACGGUCAACACAGAGAAACCUCAGCCUCGCAACAACAAAAAUAACCGCAAACAGUACAACAGAGGACGUGGAAGGGGGAACUACGGCAAUCAGAGACCAUGGAACAACUGGUCUCAACAAUAG